This is a messenger RNA of Maylandia zebra (zebra mbuna), 3802 nucleotides long. It is a transcript of the gene cep126, whose product is annotated as centrosomal protein 126. The record is from RefSeq and is a predicted model, not a curated record. Gene Ontology annotation, cellular component: centrosome; midbody; ciliary base. Gene Ontology annotation, biological process: mitotic spindle organization; cytoplasmic microtubule organization; non-motile cilium assembly. Lineage: Eukaryota; Metazoa; Chordata; Actinopteri; Cichliformes; Cichlidae.
CGUCCUCGGUCGCUAUCAUGGAGCAAGCGUACACAAACACGGCUGUGGACGUAUCAACUUAUUCGGAUUUUUGUUCUCACUCUUUUACACAAGACAAUGAGGCUGUUACUGGUCAGGGGAGGUCGCAACGAUGUGGACAUUUACGCUACAAGUUUCACUUCGCCCUGAAAAUGGUUGAGUGACUUAAUCCGGCGUACUGCCGACGUUAGCUAAAAAGGACAAGUUAGCAGCUGCUAGCCGAUUGAACCUGUACGUCUGCUCGGUGUCAGCGAAGAUCAGCAGCCUCAGAGGAUGCAAGUUCCACAAGAUCACUUCUUCUACCAUUCAUAUUCGAGGUUGAGAGAUCAUGCAAGUCUCGAGAAGGAGAGACGGCUUUUGGUUGAAGAGCAGAAGAUAUGCAAAUCCCGAGCACGCAAAUUCUCCCUGGAAACCAACCGACGCAGAAAGGCUUUGGAUGAAAGACGGAAGCAGUGGGAUGUGCAGGAGCAAUGCCUAAGAGACCACAUCCUCCAGCAACGCAGACUGCAAGUACAGGACGCAACUGAGCGUUUCCAAAGAGCACAUUUACCCCCUUCUGAGAGGCGCCGACAAUCUUUUAAAAGAAAUGUUGCAAAUAUUGAAGAUGCACUCCAUCAAAUUCAAGGCACCUUGAAUUCGCACACUCGGCAGUCCUCUUUCUUGUCCAGCAAUAUAAAUGUUAAUGGAAGCUGCUCCCCAUCUCCUAAGCCACCCACAGUUUCUAAAUCCUCCCACCGCCAAGCGCUUUCUGCUGUGGAGGCCUACACAAAACUCCUCCUGGAACAGAGCAGAAUAGAGAGCGAGCACGAUCACAGUCCACAGGGUAGCCACCUGUCUGAUUCUUGUCUUUCUGAGAGCCUUUCAAGUAAGGAUAGUUUAGAAAAUGAGGAUUUCAACCACCUCACAAAAACUCUGCAGAGUUCCUAUUCAUCACUCUUGCUUGGCACAGAGAGGACCCAUCAAGACCUAAGAAAGCAAAAUGACUUGUGUCAUCAAACAUCAGACUUCUCAGCGAUGAUGCUUCUCGGUGAUAACUUAGUCCAAGCAAAUAAGCGGCAUGAACCAAACCAGAAAAAACUAGAUGAAUCUGGAUGGUGUAAUAAUAAGAUAAAUGUUUCUAAAGCCUCGUGGGAAUUCACAUCUAUUGAACAAAGACUUAAGACAGAGAUCCAGCCUGCUCUGAACAACUGUAAUUUAUCAGCUCAUAGUGAAAAUGUUAGUGCUGACCUAGAGCCCUAUGAGAUGAAAACUCGACAGAACAGCCCCGGUGGCAACAUCAUUAUUGCAAAUAUAGCUGCUCUUGGCAACGCAGCACUCGAUUCUUCCUAUCCUAAACAAGAGGGCCUCUUGGCUCACAAACAGGAGAGGAUCCAAGAUGACAGACAAUUAAAAUAUCCAACUACAGAAAUUCCUUUGCUUGCCAAAAAUAGCAACAGCAAAGACAUUUUGUUUGGGGAUCCCCCAAAGCCAAAUAUUUUCUUGUACAACAGUACAACAGACAAUUUGUCAAGAGAAAGCGCUCUUCAGCAAACAGGAAAAGAAAACAGCGCUCUGUCAUCUCACAAAGAAUGCAGUGCUUCUACAAACAAUCUCAAUAAGGUUACAAACUCAGACUCCAAUACUAAGAAGCCAAUAAAUACAAAACCCAUGGAGCAUACCUGCUUGUCUAAUAUUCAGUCAGAUACGUACAAGUGUCUUGAAUGUCCUGAGAAGGAAGUCGAGAAAAUACCUUUGUCAAUAGAGACGUCUGAUUCGGUAUGUGAGGUCAGAUAUAGUAAGGGAAUUCUUAAAAAGCAGUCCAAAUACAUGGAUUCCACUUGUGUGUAUGGCUCAGGGAAUUUGAUUUUUGCAAAACAAGUAGCUUUAGCGAUCAGGGAUAGUGUUGAAUUAGCACGGAGAAAAACAAGGGACCUGGGGGGCAAUAACACUGUCAAAAAGAAGCUGCGUUGGUUUGAUGAAGUGCAUGUGGAAAAAGAGAAAGAUAAACAGAACAAAAUGAAAGGCAAAUCCUUCAAUCUCUGUCAACCAAAAAACAACUCGAACGACCACCAGCUAAGCCUUAGUGCGUUCUCAGGGACUCCCAAGACUGGACCCGGCAUGACCCCUGCAGCCUCCACUGGUUAUCAGUUUACAAAAGAAGCUUGGGCAGAUGUUCAAGUCAACUUGCCCCAGCAACAAACCGAUGAGGUCAAGGUACACCGCAACAGCAUCAGAGCCAGUGCCCCCAAGGUCCCUCGGAAAGAGCACUUUGGCAGAGCGGGUCCUGUUUCCUCACGAACAAGAAAGGGCACGGUCAUACGACCUCAGUCUGCCACCGAGGUUAGUCAGAUUGCCAAAACCCAAGGGAAGGUCAUGGUGCCACGUCCACCUCCUCGGAUGGAAUCUGCGGAGGAAAAGACGCCGUGCAUCACCAAAAUUCCAUAUGGCAGGGAUCACGCGAGCGCCAUCAACAAACGGGCCAUGGCUGUUGAGCAGGUCCUGAACAAGAAUGACUCAGAGGGCCAUUGCUCAGCUAAAACGCAUAAAGAAAUAACAACAGAAAAUACUGUUUUAGACACACCACUGCCACCGUCAUACGCCUCCCCACUUUCAGAGGGCAUUGUGACGAGCAUGCCCAGUUCAAGUCAUCAGGACACUCACCACUACAGAAGAAGGGGGGGGGAUGCAUGUAAUGAAAAAGACUUCUGUUUAGAUUGUACUCCCACAGAUGAAGAAAUUUCACAGCUCUGGCAUGGCGUCCGCAGUGCCUUAACCACAAAGGAUGCAAAACUGAUACUGAAAGCACCAGCCCUGGAGAGAGGGCGAGUCUUAAGGAAGCCCUGUACAGAGAAAGGCAGACAGGCUCCUGGCUCAGAGAAUAGAAGACUUCAUCAGAUCUCUCAGCAAACAAAGCAAACAGCAAAGCUGCUCAGAACAUUACCAAGCACUUACAACUCAGCCUUUCCAAAUGAAGAUUUUGAGAGUGCAGCCCAGUUACACCUCGCUGAAGUGCAUGCUAAAGGCCAUCUGGAAGAAAAGGGUAUAGUGGCUGCCAUGGAGACAGUCCAAACACAGAGAUCUGGAACAGUAGACCAGUACAGCCAACAGCAGGAGCUCACCAGCAUUUCCUUGGAGGAGAAGAAAAUUCUGCUUUGUCUGGAUCGACUCAACCACCAGCUUCAAUGUGUGCAGGAGCGUGUUGGGGGCAAUACUAGCAUGCAUGGUCUUGUACUUAGUGAUGCACCCUAUACAAGAGAAGUGAAAGCAUCAAACCAUAACAAACACUGUGGAUCCUCGGCUAACAAUCACUCUCGAUACCACCAGAAGUCCUGACUUGAAGCUUGUGUUCGCCACAGCAGUCUUGAGCCCUCGUCGGUGCACUUUAUGCUGAAGCAUGUUGUUGAAACAAGCACUUAUUACAAAACAAGGAAUUGUGUCUUUUUAAGUAACUAAGGAUCUGAAAUAUAAACAGCCUUGAAUUGCAAAGACAAAAAAAGACAUAUCAGCAGCCUUAGAGCACACUUAAGCUACUGACUAUCAAGCAAUCGAAGUCUGAAGUGCCUAUUUAAAUGAGAAAGGCUUUAAUCUGUUUUUAUGUUACAAAAUGCAAAGAUGCUCUUGUUUCAAUCAAUACAUGACCAGCCCUGACUGCAAAAUAUACAAACACUAUCAAAUUGUAUAUGUUAAAUGUUUAAAGGUGUACCAUUCUGUAUUUAUUUUGCAUAGUAACACUAUGACUUGGUGGACUGUUUUGCAGCAGUUCAGCAGUGAACUGAAUAAAUGUUGUUGACAGUUUGCUGAUAAA